Dreissena polymorpha is the source of this 1199-nucleotide messenger RNA. RefSeq lists its product as uncharacterized. The coding region runs from base 114 to 1199 and encodes 361 amino acids. The transcript has 4 exons. NCBI's taxonomy places the organism in Eukaryota, Metazoa, Mollusca, Bivalvia, Myida, Dreissenidae. The record is from RefSeq and is a predicted model, not a curated record.
UGUACACACCGGUCUUACUGACCUGUGUACUAUCGCGAAAGGAAUUGUGGGUAGCACUACUUUUUCAACAUGGCUGCCGAUUGACAUCAUCUCAGUUUGUCAACGUUCAAGCCAUGGAAACAGCAACUCCAGUAAAGUCAGUGAGGGCCUGUCUAACCUGUAAUCGUUCAUCUCAAGGACAUUUAAAAAACUUAAGAAAUGUAGCUAUGCGAUCCAUACUACUGAAAAAACAGUUUGAAUGUCUGGGCUGCAAUAUUGAAGACCUUGUGAAAGUAGGACAUGAGAAUCUGUUGGUUUGUGACACAUGUUUGAAAAUAUUGGACAAACUAUCAGAAAUGAAGUUGAAUUUACAAAUGAACAUGAAAGAACUAAAGAAGAGUGAGGAUAGAACAAAGAGAUUAAUUAUGCAUUCUGUUUCUCCAGUAGUUAAGAAGUUCAAGGACACAACUGUACCAGUAAAAUCUAGAAAAAGUUCAAGGGCUUUUUUUAAGAUGCCAUCUCCAUCUCCAUCAAGAUGUAUUGAUUCAGUUAUUAGUCCAAAAUCAGGCAGCAUUGAUCAUUCAUACUCUGGUAUACCAAGCAAAACAAAAACACAAAGCCUUGACCAUUUGUAUUCAACAACCGUAAAUCAAAAUGUAGAUCUUAAUAAUCCAUACAGUUUUCAUAAGAAGAAAAUACUGAUGCCUCCUGAAAUUACUGUUAACGAAAAGAAAAGUGUCAUAACAAUAUUUGAACAAUCAUCAAAAGACACUGUAAGUGUUAAUACUGUUUUGGAAAAACUUCUUGAUCUCCCUUCUGUAAAUGAAAGACUAUAUCUAUGUUUAUUGCAACGACUAUCUGGAGAACUAAACAGGAUCUGUGGAACAAAAGACAAAAGUGUUUUAAGGACAAAGAUGUCAGAACUAGAACCUGAAACCUUUUUCAGUGACAUUGUAAAAGAAAUGCACUUGAAAUGUCCGAAGGUGUUGCAGUUUCUGAUAACCCUGUCUUGCCUAAUGGAUCUUGCAGUUCCAGAGAAAAAACAUGGUAUAGCAGCUAUGUAUGCACUUGGCAUGUACUUACGGAACAACCACAUGAUUGCCUUUCAAAAAGCUGUUGCUGCAUCAUGUAUAAGAUAUAAUGCAGGGAAUGGACUCAUGGAGUUUUUACACAACCUGGGAAUGUCAAUACCUACAAAAAGCAGGAUCACUCACACAUAA